GAGACUAGAACUAGGGGACGUAGCCUCAAGAUUCAGAGACUGGAACUAGGGGACGUAGCCUCAAGACUCAGAGACUAGAACUAGGGGACGUAGCCUCAAGAUUCAGAGACUAGAACUAGGGGACGUAGCCUCAAGAUUCAGAGACUAGAACUAGGGGACGUAGCCUCAAGAUUCAGAGACUAGAACUAGGGGACGUAGCCUCAAGAUUCAGAGACUAGAACUAGGGGACGUAGCCUCACGAUUCAGAGACUAGAACUAGGGGACGUAGCCUCAAGAUUCAGAGACUAGAACUAGGGGACGUAGCCUCACGAUUCAGAGACUAGAACUAGGGGACGUAGCCUCAAGAUUCAGAGACUAGAACUAGGGGACGUAGCCUCACGAUUCAGAGACUAGAACUAGGGGACGUAGCCUCAAGAUUCAGAGACUAGAACUAGGGGACGUAGCCUCAAGAUUCAGAGACUAGAACUAGGGGACGUAGCCUCAAGACUCAGAGACUAGAACUAGGGGACGUAGCCUCAAGAUUCAGAGACUAGAACUAGGGGACGUAGCCUCAAGAUUCAGAGACUAGAACUAGGGGACGUAGCCUCAAGACUCAGAGACUAGAACUAGGGGACGUAGCCUCAAGACUCAGAGACUAGAACUAGGGGGACAUAGCCUCAAGAUUCAGGGGAGUAGAUUUAGAAUGGAGAUGAGGAGGAACUGUUUUUUCCAGAGAGUGGUGAAUUUGUAGAAUUCUCUGCUGGUGAAACAGUGGAGGCUACCUCGGUAAAUAUAUUUAAGACAAGGUUGGAUAGAUUUUUGCAUAGUAGAGAAUUAAGGGUUAUGGGGGAAAAGACAGGUGGAGAUGAGUCCUUGGCCAGAUCAGUCAUGAUCUUAUUAAGUGACGGAGCAGGCUCGAUGGGCCACAUGGCCUACUCCUGCUCCCACUUCUUAUGUUCUUACGUACAACAGCUCCCAUUUUGGUUGAACCUAACCCGGACCUUCCCUUCAUCAUGGAGAUGGACACUUGAGCAUUGAAGUAGGUGCAGUGUUGUCUCAGCAGACACCUUUGGGCAGCAAAUUGCACCUGUGUGCAUUCUUUUCCAGGCGGUUAACCCCAGCGUGAGUUGGCGCGGAUAAGGCAUCGAACUAGUAACCUGAAGGUCACUGGUUCGAGCCUCAGCUGAGGCAGCGUGUUUGUGUCCUUGAGCAAGGCACUAAACAACACAUUGCUCUGCAACGACACUGGUUCCAAGCUGCAUGAGUCCUAGUGCCCUUCCCUUGGACAACAUCGGUGGUGUGGAGAGGGGAAGGCCUGCAGCUUGGGCAACUGCCGGUCUCCCAUACAACCCUGCCCAGGCCAGCGCCCUGGAAAAGCCUUCCAAGGUGCAAAUCCAUGGUGUCAUGAGACUGACGGAUGCCUAUUAUAACCCCAGCAGAGAUGAACGAUGACUUGGGAGCUUCUUGCAGUUAAAUUAGCUCUGGAGGAAUGGUAUCACUGGCUAGAAAGGGCCAAGAACCUUCUUAUAGUUUGAGCAGACCACAUGAAUCUGGGUUGUAUUCAGCCUGAAUUCCAGGCAGGCCAGGUGGUCUUUGCUCAUUAACCAUUUUAAUUUCAUCCUGACCUGGUGACCAGAGUCAAAGAACCAGAAGCCAGAUGCCUUGUCCCGUCAGUUUUGAGAAGAACAGCCAGCUACCAUUCUGCAUCAAGCCACGGUGGGGAAUUGAUGCUCUUGUUUGCAAGGCCCCAGCGCAAAGGGAAGAUUCCUAACAACGGUGCUCCAGGUCAGCUGGUCGUCUCAAGUUCUGUUCUGUUCCAAGUACUCCAGUGGACACAUUCCUUGAGAAUGGCCGCUCACCUAGGGAUUGCCAGCACCCUCGAGAUUAUCAAGUGGAGGUGGUGGUGGCCUGGAAGAAAGUUCGGCUAUAUGUACCCUUGCAUGGAAGGAGCCAUGUAGCUGACCUCAAGGGCUGGACAGACCAUGGACUCAAAUCUCCAUAGACUUGGAUAGUCUACCAACUGUGGCGGAGACAGCCAAAAUGGUCUUGCACCAGGUCUUUGGGAUUCAUGGAUUUCUGGUGGGCAUUUUGUCGGAUUGCAGUCUGCAAUUGGCAUCACAUUUCUGAGGAGUGUUUUGCAAACUGAUUGGGGCAACAGCGGGUCUUUCCUCCGGGUCUCACCUACAGCCCAACAGCCAGAUGGAGCAGGUGAACCAAGAUAUGGAACAUACCUUAAGAUGCCUGGCCUCUGAAAGACUGAACAAGUGGAGUGACCAUUUGAUGUGGACAGAGAUUGCCCACAACACAUUAUGCAUUCAGCGCAUGGGAUAUUCCUGUUCGAAUGCCAAUUUGGGUAUUCUUUGCCACACUUCGCUUGGCAGGAGGACGAGGUUGAGGGUUCCUGUGGCCAAAGAUCUCACCCGUCGCUGCAAGGAGAGAUAGACUAGGGCAAGGGAGAUUUUGCUAGCUUCUACUCUGAAGGCUGAAAUAAAUGCUAACCAUAAGAGACGAGGCUCCAGCUUUGCAGCCUGGGCAACAGGUCUGCCUGUCGACCCAGAAUUUACCUCUGAGUGGAGUCCAGGAAAUUAGAGCCCAAGUUCAUUGGACCCUCCAAGAUUUUCAGGAAAGUAAAUCUGGUGGCCUGCACCUUGCAGCUCCCCAAGGCCCUCAAGAUCAAUCUCACUUCCACGUUUCCAAGUUAAAGCCUGUGAACAUCAGCUUGUCAGCUCUGCCGCCACCCAGGUUUGUUGAUGGGGAACACCGUGAGAAGAAUUUUGGAUUCAGGAACUUUUCGGGGUGUUCAACAGUUCUUUGUGGAUUGGGAGGGAUUUGGACCCGAGGAACGUCUCGGAUCUGAUGCUCAUCCGUGCCUACGAUCAUCGUCUCCCCAGACAGCCAGGGCUGUCAGGAGUCGGCCAUAGGGGAGAGUCCUGUUAUGCCACACACCGAACUCCACCCACUUCUAGGUUUAGACGCUCUAACUCCUCGGUGUGCGGAUAGCUGGGACGGUCUCUUUAAAGAUUCAACGUUGUCCCGGUAAUUGGCAAUCAUGUUUUGGGCACCAAGAGGGGACUAUUUGAGGAGCACCUUAGCAGAAGUUCAGUGCUCAGUUGUCAGCCUUACUAGAGAUUUCAUCCAGUGUUACGUUUCAUGCACAAUUCUCGAUCCAGAUUGAAACUGUGUCUCGGUCCUGGCUUCAGGUAUUCCAGCAUUUGGGUCCAAACCAUCCUUGUAAAGGGCCCUCAUCACAGUAAUAAUGGAUCGAUCAUAAUAUAAUUUGUGGAAUUCUGAAUCUAAAACUACAUCAGGCUUAUAUAUAGCAAGGCAUGCUUUCUUUUGAGUUUGGAUUUUAAAGCAGGGUUUUGGUGAAUGACGUUUGCCACUUGAUUGUCCCUCUGUAAGUAAUCAGAUUGAGUUCAACUGCAACAGGAUCCUGUCGUGUGUUGAAUAGUUUCUGUUUUUUUCUUGUCGAUUCCUGCAUUUAUCAUCUUGAAUUUGUUGGUCUUUUAUUAAGUAUUUUUAAUAUUUUUCUUGUUAACUACCUGGUCCUGUAUUGCCACAGGGAACCCUUCUGUUUCUGGGAAGAGGUCUCUAACUCUGAGCCAGGCAAUUGACAAACCACAAAGGGCCAUAAAACAAGAGGGAACAGAAACAUGGAGAGGAGGUGGUAACCUGUGACCCCAACAUUCACAUCACUGGAGGGUGGGUAAUCAAGUCCAAAGGCAAUAAUGUGACGAGUGUGGCGACGUUCCAGUGUCCGGACUGGCAUUAUCCCUGGCCAAUGUCCACUUCGAAGUGUCUUCACAGUGGCAGAUGGAGAUCCUACAACGAAGGAAUGUUCAUCUGUAAAGCGUUAGAAUGUCCAGCUCCCGUACUCGAAGAUGGAAUUGUCUACCCCGGGAACUUGACCUUUGUACAUGGAGAGACUGUUUCAUUUGACUGUUACGAUGGGUACAUCCUGAAAGGUUCACAGAAGAGAACGUGCAUGAAGAAUGGUCGUUGGAAUGGGACCAAUGCUGUCUGUACUACAGGAUUGCAAGAAUGCUCUCAUCCGGGGAUUCCGGCAGGCGGCAGGAAAGCUGGAACGAGAUACAACAUUGGAGACAAGGUCCAGUACGAUUGCAACAGCGGGCUGGUGUUGGUGGGAUCGACCGUUAGGGAGUGCCUGGAAUCGGGCGACUGGAGUGGCAUGGCGCCCAUGUGUUUGCACCCGAACUCCUUCGACACGCCUGAAGAAGUAGCAGAAUCUUUCUCAGCCUCACUGACCAGCACUCUGGGCAUAAGCCGCAGUGACCCCUCGAAGUCUUCAGACCGCUCCACAGCCCGCAAACUGACUAUCAGCAAAGACGCACACCUCCAUGUCUACUUCAUGAUCGAUGCGUCACGGAGCGUGGAGGAAACAAACUUCAAGUUGGCCAUGGACAUGGUGGAGAAUCUUAUCGAGAAGAUCUCCAGCUUUGACGUAAGACCGCGGUUUGGGGUGGUGACCUAUGCAUCCAAUCCCAUAAGGGUGGUGAAUCUGAACGAAAGAGAGCGGUCCGGAUCCGAAGACGUCCUCCAAAUUCUGAAAACUGAAGAAUCUGCCAAGUAUGCAGCUCACAAGGACCAGAGAGGGACCAACAUCCACGCGGCACUGAUUAAAGUUUAUGAAAUGAUGCUGUUCUCAAAGCAACAGUUUAAAGACACGUGGAAGGACAUUAGAUUUGCCACAAUUUUAUUCACUGACGGAAGGAAGAACAUGGGCCCAGAACCACAUCUCGCUGCAGAGAAAAUCAAGAAGUUUGUGGAAGACCAAGGGAAGUCAGAGGAUUACCUGGACAUGUAUGCGUUUGGCAUCUCUGACCAAGUGGAUAUGGUGGAACUGAGUAAACUCGCAUCAAAGAAAAGCGGCGAGAGGCACAGCUUCAACGUGAAGAACAUCAGCGUUUUGGUGCAGUCCUUUGACGAGAUAUUAGAUUUUACUACACUCGGUAAUCUGUGCGGAGUGGCAGAUGAGAACCCCCAGGCCACCUUUCGGAAGAGGCACCCGUGGCACGUUAACAUAGAGAUCCCGCAAAUAGACAUUCAGGACAAUUCACCGCACUCUGCCACGUGCAGUGGUUCCAUCGUGGCUCCCAAAUGGAUCCUGACUGCAGCGCACUGCUUUAUCAAGAUUGAGUCCCGGAUGAGCACUCAGAGGAUCCAAGUCGUUUUUGGUGAAAACCAAUUGGCCAGAGUGAGCGAAUUGCACGUUCACCCACAGUUUUCAAUCGCAGCCAAAGUAAACAAGAGCAUCUCGCAAUUCUACGAUUAUGAUGUUGCCUUGAUUGAACUGGACAAGCCUUUAACCUAUUCACCGGAUGUCAGGUCCAUCUGCUUGCCGUGCACACCAGAGACAACUCGCGCCUUGCGCAAGCCUCACCCCAAGACCAAGUGCAUUGAUCACGAGAGGCUACUCCUGCCCACUGACAAGCAAGUUCAUGCUAGCUUUGUGAAGCGGAACCGAGCAUCGACCAGGAAAGAGACACAAGGACAUGUGACAAUCAAAACUAUCGAAGGGCCGCGGCUAGCUUGUGAGAGGAAAGCGCUGGAGUCUCCGGAAUAUCGGCAUGUGAAAGAUGUGAGGGAAGUGGUCACCGACAGAUUCCUCUGCACAGGGGGAAGUGACCCCACUCUGGAGGACAACACAUGCUAUGGUGACUCCGGAGGGUCGCUGUUCAUCAACAUGAAGAGACGGUUCAUCCAGGCAGGUGUGGUGAGCUGGGGAUCGAUAAACGUGUGUACAGACUUCCAUCAUGACAGGAACAAUGCCCGCGAUUUCCACAUCAACCUGUUAAAGGUGCAGCCGUGGCUCAGGCAGAUGCUUCACGAGAGCCUGGUCUUUAUCGAUUAGGAGGAGGAAUGCAAUAAACCCCUACUCACCAAUCGACUCCUCUUUCAUUGUUUCACCCAACUCUGCCCAUGAUCUCCCUUUCUCGCUGAUGAAAGACACAACAUCAUGAAGCAGGCCAUUUGGCCCAUCUACUCUGUACCAAACUAUUAAUCUGCCUUGUCCCAUCGACCAGCACCUGGACUGUAUCCCUUCAUACCCCUCCCAUUCAUGUACCAAGUUGUUCUUCAAUGUUGAAAUUGAACCCACAUCUAUCUGUGCUGGUAGCUCAUUCCACACUCCCAGCAUCCUCUGAGUGAAAAGCUUCCCCUUCAUGUUCCCAUGAAAUAUUUUACCUUUCACCCUCAACCCUUGACUUUUAGUUCUAUUCUUGCCCAACCCCAGGGGAAAAGCCUGCUUGUAAUCCCCCUUGCUAUUAUACACUUACCCCACUUGUAAUUUUGUUAUCCGAAGGAGCCCUUCAGCCUCCUCAGAAUCUAAAUCUGAAUGUGAACCAUAACGAGAAUCAAUUUUAGAUCACUGACAUGUAUCUUCCAACGGAGGUUUAUGUAGGAGCAAAAAGUUAGGUUGAUCUUAGGGUGGGUGUAAAGGUCGGGCCGACUUUGUUCUACGAUCUAUGAAAUUUUUGGUUUUCCAGAUGCACUACAGUAUAAUCAUGAAAAAUUCUGUAAGUUACAACAAUAAUUAUUUAAAAUAAAUAUUUCUUAAAAUAAAUAAUGCACAGAGAGAAAGAG
Molecule: messenger RNA, 6582 nt
Organism: Hypanus sabinus (Atlantic stingray)
Lineage: Eukaryota; Metazoa; Chordata; Chondrichthyes; Myliobatiformes; Dasyatidae
Product: complement factor B-like
Exons: 18
Coding region: 3761-5851 (696 amino acids)
Biological process (GO): complement activation; proteolysis
Cellular component (GO): extracellular region
Molecular function (GO): serine-type endopeptidase activity
Source: RefSeq, a predicted model, not a curated record